AUCUGAGCCUUAGUUGCACAGCUGUUGAUGUGGGCAAUAAACUUUGGAUUGCUGCUUCCACAUGACUGUUAUUCGAUGUUGCAGGGGGAGCUGCAACUGCCUAAAUCAGUUUAGUGUGGUGAAGGAUCACACUAAGCUUCCUAACAGUAACCUUUGCCGGGAAGAUUCCCAUCAGUCAAUCGUAUCCUCUGCGGCCACGCUACUUACCUCUGUUGAAUCAGCUGAAAACAAGAAAAAGGAAUUUCUCCAAAUGCCAGAAGUGACUAAACAGAAUCUUUCUCUUAAGUUAUCCAAGGAAGUGGAUCGAGGGGAGGCACGAUGUCCUCGUGUAAACCAGCUAGCCAUCAGCCCAUCUGUAGAAUGGCCUUUCACAACCAUGGAGGAAGGUGGCGGUCUAGAAUCUUUGCCCUUCCGUCUGAUGAUGCAAGACUGCACAGCAGUAAAAACAAUGCUGUUGAAAAUGAAGAGGGUUCUCCAAGAGAGCACAGAUAUGAGUCCUGCCACCAGUACCAACUCACUUCCUGUUAGCCCGCUUACCGAAGAACCGCUGCUAUUUAAGGAUAUAAUGAAAGAUGAAUGCUUGACUCUGAAACUGCAACUAAAAGAGAAAGAUGAACUCAUUUCCCAACUUCGUGAAGAGCUGGAAAAUGCUCGGCAUUUACAAAGUGUGCUUGUCUCUCAAGUAGAUAAAUCCACCCAGACUGAAGUUGUAGGCCAUGAUGCUACAUACCUAAACAAAAUGGUGAGCCAAACUCUCAACACAAAGGACAAAAGAUCAGUACAUACACCCACAGAGGACCAUUUUAAGUAUUCAUCAGGCAACCAAACCACUUCCUGUGAUAACAAAAGCUGCCAGUUGUCAAGUGUCUGUCUCGGCAACCUCCUGAAGGAAAAAGAAAUAGUGGAAGCUAUCAAGCAUACAAGAGACUCUUAUGAAGCCCUCUCUUCUGAAGUUAACCACAAUGGCUUAGCAGGAGUCAUGCAAAGCAUAUCAAAAUCAACAGCCAAGGCUGAUAAUGGCACCAUUUUUCCUGGUACUCCAAAAGAUCAACCUCGACAACACUCUACUUUCAUAGGAAGGCUUGGGCAGCCCCCAAGAGGACCAAUUUCUUUGCACAUGUACAGCAGGAAAAACGUGUUCCUUCACCACAAUCUUCACACAUCUGAACUUCAGACUUUAGGCCAGCAAGAUGGGUAAAUAGAAUCAGCACAUAUUUAUUCAGGUGGACAAUUGAACUGACUUUGAUUCUUCUCAGCUGCUGCUACCCAUUUGUUUUACUUUUUAUAACAGUUGUUUCUGAAAUUGGAGCUGUUCCUGUAAAAUAAAGACAAGGACUUGGGUGGGGGAAGGAUAGGGGAGCUAGCAUGUUAACUUUAAUGAGUAAUUGAAAUGGGCUUUUUUCCAGAAUUCUCCAGAUUGUAAAUUCCAAAUUUAGUGAAGUUGAUGAUAUAACUGCCUUUUCCUAUUGAAUGGAUGGGACAUCUUGACUGAACAUCCAGAAGAGAUCCAACAUUCUAUUUUUACUUUUGCUGACCAUCACUUGAUUACCUACAAUUUCUGAAGAAUAUAUCAAAGAGCACUUCUGUUCUUUUAAUAAUGUUAAUGUGGAUGUAAAUGUGAGGAAUGAAUAGAAAUAGUAACAAUGUCAUGGUUCCGAUAGAUGAAUCUCUUCAAAAGAACUUUGAGGCAUUGUUUUCCUUAAAGAAUCUUUUAUUGGAGAAACAAAGUAUUGGCACUACAUAGUUGAAGCCAAAAACUGAAUUCC
Messenger RNA from Crotalus tigris (Tiger rattlesnake), 1766 nucleotides. Its product is annotated as serine-rich coiled-coil domain-containing protein 1-like. The record is from RefSeq and is a predicted model, not a curated record. The transcript has 7 exons. Lineage: Eukaryota; Metazoa; Chordata; Lepidosauria; Squamata; Viperidae. Bases 62 to 1198 code for a protein of 378 amino acids.